Messenger RNA from Ahaetulla prasina, 7197 nucleotides. RefSeq names its product prostaglandin I2 synthase (gene PTGIS). The transcript has 10 exons. Bases 270 to 1805 code for a protein of 511 amino acids. Gene Ontology annotation, molecular function: monooxygenase activity; oxidoreductase activity, acting on paired donors, with incorporation or reduction of molecular oxygen; prostaglandin-I synthase activity. The record is from RefSeq and is a predicted model, not a curated record. Lineage: Eukaryota; Metazoa; Chordata; Lepidosauria; Squamata; Colubridae. Gene Ontology annotation, biological process: prostaglandin biosynthetic process.
UGAAGGCAGGUGAGGAAAGAGAAAGAGACGCGAAAGCCUGCUCUCCUUCCCCUCCACAAGCGCAGCAGUCUGCCAGGGGUCGAGCUGAGGUGAGGCCCAGCGGGGGCGGAGCGCUUCAAAAAGGGGCUGCGGGCGAGGAGAGCAAAGAAGGGGAGCGCCAGGAGCACCGGGGACCGGGAAGGAAGCGGAGGCGGCGGGAAAGCGGCGGAGACAGAAGCGCGUCGGGGAAAGGGCGAGAGAGCGUCUGCCUCCGUUCGCUCCUCCGGACCAUGGGUGCCUUCGUCCUCAGCGCAAGCUGGCUGGGCUUUCUGUUGCUGCUGGUCCUGCUGUUUCUGCUGCUGGUGGCCUGGCUCAGCGGGAGGACUAGGCGGCCUGAUGAACCUCCACUUGAUAGAGGUCACAUUCCUUGGCUUGGGCAUGCAUUGGCAUUUGGUAAAGAUGCUGCCAAGUUCCUAUCUGAGAUGAAAGAGAAGCAUGGUGAUAUUUUCACAGUUCAAGUUGCAGGAAAAUUCGUAACCGUCUUAUUGGAUCCGCUUUCCUAUGAAGUGGUGCUUUGGGAAUCAUGUGCCAAGCUGGACUUUGGCCAAUAUGCACGUAUUUUAAUGAAACGGAUGUUUGAUGUGACGCUCCCGAAUUAUGAUUCUAAUGAGGAAAAGGCCAUGCUAAGACCCACUCUGAAGGACAAGAAUCUUCAGAGCCUGACUAAGGCCAUGUGCCUUAACUUACAAACCAUUCUGCUUCCUGGACCUGAUGGAGCCAGUGGGCAGUGGAAAGAGGAAGGCCUGUUUCACCUCUCCUAUAGCACCAUGUUCAGAGCUGGAUUCUUGACAUUGUAUGGAAAUGAAAGCAAGGAUUAUGAAGAUGUUAACUGUCAAGCUAAAGAUCGAGCUUAUUCGAUGGAAGUUUAUAAUGCAUAUUAUAAAUUAGACCGGUUUUUGAUGAAAGCUGCCCGGUCAACUUUAAGUGGAGUGGAAAAACAGAAAUUUUACAACACCAGAAAGGAUCUCUGGAGCUUUUUUUCUAUGGAAAGACUGGACAGCAGAGCAAACCGAAGUGUUUGGUUGAACAUCUAUAAGGAACACUUGGUAGACCUUGGUGUGAAUGAAGAUAUGCAAACUAGAGCCAUGGUGCUGCAACUCUGGAGUACUCAGAGUAAUGCUGGCCCAGCAGUUUUUUGGCUUCUCCUGUUUCUUUUAAAACAUCCUCCAGUCAUGGCAGCAGUUCAAGCUGAAAUGGAAAAACUAUUUAGAAACAGACGAUUAGCAACCAGGCCAAUUUGUGAGAUAAUCAACCAAGACGUUUUGGAUAGCACACCCAUUUUCGACAGUGCUUUAAACGAAAGCCUGCGUUUGUCAGCCGCUCCUUUUAUCAGCCGAGAGGUCCUUCAGGACAUGGCCCUGAAACUGGCAGCUGGCAGAGAGUACCACCUGAGGAAAGGAGAUAGGCUUUGCCUCUUCCCAUUCAUAAGCCCUCAGAGGGACCCUGAAAUCUAUGAGGAGCCAGAGAAGUUCAUAUAUGACCGGUUUCUCAAUUCAGAUGGCACAGAAAAAAAAUACUUCUAUAAAGGAGGACAAAGGCUCAAAUAUUACAAUAUGCCAUGGGGAGCAGGAAUAAAUGUCUGCAUUGGAAAGUUCUUUGCAGUUAAUAGCAUCAAACUAUGUGUUUUCCACCUCUUAAACUGUUUUGAUUUGGAACUGAUAGAUCCUGCUAAGGAGAUACCAGGCUUUGACACAGAGAGAUAUGGUUUUGGAAUGCUGCAGCCAGAAACGGAUGUCAGAAUACGAUAUAAAUUGAAAGACCAGUAAAGUGAUGGUCCAUUUCUCCAGUUAUGCACUUCUGUCUAGUGCAUAAUCUGCAAACAAACAAUGCUUGUUAGUUACCAUUGGAAUUAAUUUUGGGGCCCCAUUACUAAAAGGAUGGCAAAUGAGCUGUGGUGAUGCAGUGGUUAGAGUGCAGUACUGCAGGCUACUUCUGCUGAUCACCGGCUGUCAGCAGUUUGGCAGAUCGAAUCUCACUAGGCUCAAGGUUGACUCAACCUUCCAUCCUUCCAUGGUCGGUAAAAUGAGGACCCAGAUUGUUGGGGGCAAUAGGCUACUCUGUAAAUCGCUUAGAGAGGGCUGUAAAGCACUAUGAAGCGGUAUAUAAGUCUAAGUGCUAUUGCUAAAUGUCUAAUAUUAGACCACAUUCUGCCUUUCAAUUUCCUGAAACUGUUUUCCCCUUAUGAAAGUGGCUUCAGUUUUUCUACCUCAUUUUCAAGGUGUUUCAGAAGUCAUGAAGAAAUUUGUUGUAAUAUAAGCUAUUGAGGGUGAGGCUGUUACUUUUUCAGUUUGACCUCUCUCCCUCACUCUGUAGCCUGUCAGGCUUACAAUGACUUCUCAUCUGAAAAAAGCCCUCUUGUGAAAAACGAGGGGUGUGUGUGUGUGUGUGUGUGUGUGUGUGUGUGUGUGUGGGUGGGUGGGUGUGUAGAUCGUAGGAUGGAUACUUUGGGUACAUCAUAAUGGAAUUAAUGCAAAACACCACACUCCUUUUAUAUGGAUUUAACUGAAAUUCCUUUCUGUGUUUAAAAAAAAAGAAAAGAAAAGGCAAAAGCACUUUUUAUAAUCAGUUUGAACUCAGAAAAAUAUUCUGGUCCAGCGCUCCAUCGGUCUUUUUCAACUAUGGUCGUCCAGAUGUGGUGGCUGGGAAUUCUGAGAAUUGUAGUUUUAUGUGGCCGGACAACAUCAAAUUAGAGAAGCUGAUUUAUGUUUAUCUAUGAAAGUGCAUUUUAUGCUAUUCUGCAAGUUGCUGAUAUUUUUGAUCAUAUCUUUGCAAAACAGUAUUUCUGAGAGAGGGGGAGAAGAUGUUGAUGCAAAUAGGCCAUUUCAAAUAAUACACGUGUGCAUAAUCCGUUUAGAUUGGCCUUUUUGUGAUUAGGAAGCCAACUAAGUUCUGAAUGAAUAAUAAACAUGAAUAAAAAUAGUCUGUUGGAUUGAAAAAUAAUUAAACUAUUAACUUACCCUUCUAUUCUUAGAUUCUUCAAUGAAGAUUUUGAAAAACCAUCCAAAAAACCCCGUUAUAAUAUAGAAAGAAGCAGAUAGUAACUAGUAACUACAUCAAGAACAGUGUAUGCGUGUGUUUACAUUCAUGUAUGUGUAUGUAUGAGAAACACACAUACAUUUUCCUGGCUGCAGGGGAAUCAGUGAUGUCAAAAUGGCAGACAUAAUGGCCAUAUGCACUCCAGACAGAUAAAGGGGGCAGUGGUUCUACCACUUGGUUGCACCUCCCAUUUUGAUCAUGUUUAUCUCCGCAGCAAACAUAGCCAUAUAGCCAGUGGUGGGAUUCAAGUAAUUUAACAACCGGUUCUCUGCCCUAGUAAUUUCUUCCAACAACCAGUUUGCCAAACUGCUCAGAAAGUUAACAACCAGUUCUCCCGAAGUGGUGCGAACUGGCUGAAUCCCACCACUGCAUAUAGCCCUGGUGUUGUUAAUUUGUGGCUAUCCAGGAUUUCCUACUGUUUGCCAUGCUAGCUUGCUACUGUUAAGAACAGUAUUCCAAAAACAUCUAGAGCGCUACAGCUUCCCUGCCCCAAAACAAUAUUGAACACCCAACGACAUCAUCACAAAGCCACCUACUAAAAACAGUGUGUUUUUGAGCCAAUAUAAAUAGUAAAUAAAAAGCUCCUUUCAAGAGCAAGACCACAGACAGCUGUUCUGUACCGCAGUAUUAAAAUGCAGUUAUUCAGCACAGGAACUAGCUUAAGGUAUGUCAGCUUAAAAGAAAUGUUGACCACACUUUACCAACAUCUAUUCUGCCCUGGAAGGGAUGCAGCGACUUAGUGGGUAAGAGACGCUGAGCUUGUCAAUCGAACGGUCGGCAGUUCGGCGGUUCGAAUCCCUAGCGCCGUGUAACGGGGUGAGCUCCCGUUCCUUGUCCCAGCUUCUGCCAACCUAGCAGUUCAAAAGCACGUAAAAAAUGCAAGUAGAAAAAUAGGGACCACCUUUUGUAGGAAGGUAACAGUGUUCCGUGCGCCUUCGGCAUUGAGUCAUGCCGGCCACAUGACCAUGGCGACGUCUUUGGACAGUGCUGGCUCUUCGGCUUUGCAACGGAGAUGAGCACUGCCCCCUAGAGUAGGGAACAGCUGGCACAUAUGUGCGAGAGGAAUCUUUACCUUUACCUUUAUUCUGCCCUGACAACAAAGCAGAAUUGGGGUGCCUUUCCACACAAGAAGCUAUGGGGAGAAGUGGCAUAGAGAAUGCCUCCUUUGAUGCCCAUUACUGACAGCAGAAGACCUUUAAGACUUCUACUAUUGGUUGUCUAGCCCAGGGUAUGAUUUCUCUGUGGGACUAGAGACUUUUUUCCAUCUUCUUUUCUUCACCUCCUUACUUCUGCCACCUCAGAAGCUUUGUUUCCUUCUCAUCCAGUGUCAACUGUUAUCAGGAUAUACCACCAACAACCACUUUCCUUAAAUUGUGGCAGGGCAGGCUGGGAGAAUAUGUGUCUGUGCCUCGGGGGUGGCUUUUAUGUGGGCUAUUUCAGAAUACAAAUCUACUGGACCAACAAUGGUCCAGCUAAAUGAUAGUGGGAUUAAAGUAGGGAUUUGGACUGUGGAGUAAGCUACCAUAUUGUCAAUUUCAUCCUGGCUCCUAACUAUUCUAGACAAAUAAAUGUAGAAAAGAAAUGCUGGAAGCAAGUAACCACAGCACCCUGAAAUAUCUCAUGAAGACUGAAAAAUGGUAUUAGAGUAAGCCAACUGGCACUGUUUCACUGCAACAACAUAUGUUGACUAUGAUUGAUUUACAUAGCUGCCAGCCUUCAAAGUAGACCAGAUCAGGAAAUCCAAGUCAUGUAGACCCAUAGUAUUUUUAUUGUAAAAAUACUGUAUAGUAACAUAACAUUCCUUCAGUCCCUCAAGGCCAUUCUUCAUUCCCUCCAUAAUAGCAGAAAAAUUAACAAAGCCUAGCCUUGGUGAGGUCCACAGCCAGGGGCAGCACUCAGUAAUCUUUACUGAUUUUGAAAAGAUAAGCAGUAUAGCUAAUAGUAGAGGUAAGAUUACCAGAAAAUCACAGAAAAUGAAAGGAAGGGGGGGAAAUAUCCUGGAAAAAAUACAAAAGGAAACUACUCUCAUUUUGUUGCCAAGAAAACUACAUGUAAACAGCAGAGUCUUUCCAUUUCCAGCCUUAAUGAGACAACCCAGUACUGGGUUCCUCAACAAUAGCUUUGUAAAUAUCUAUCCAAGUUGUAUGUCUAUAUGCAUAUGUGUGUGUUUGUGCUUCAAUCUUCAGCUUUAAUCUUAAGGAUUACAAUUGAUCCCUACUUAUUUGCAAACACACUUUACUGAGCAUCAGUAGAAUUAUGCAGUACUUUAUAUGUUUAAAUAAGACUGUUUUAACUGUAAGAGUAAUUGGACUACAUUUCAUGCUAUAAUAGAGUUAGUUUAUGGCUUAUUGAACAACAAAGUGACCUAGUUGACACAUGACAGCCAUUUUGGUGUCUGUUUGGUUAAAGAUCCUGGGCUAGAAAUCCAGUUCUAGACCUGUCUUAAGGUGACCCUGGGCCAAUCUAUUUCCUUCAGGAGGAAGGCAAUGGCAUUUGCCAAAAAUGUUGCCAACAAAACAGCAUGGAUUUGUCCAAUGGAGUUGCUAGGUACACACAGACUUCAUACAUCCAAAUCCCAGACCAUGGUUUACAAACCAUGAGAGCUAAGUUCAUCUACUUUGAAACCGGUGUGACUUCAUGAAAAGUAAGACUCUAGCCCUUGUGUCUAAUUAGACUUAUUUCCCAGUUAGUAUAUACAACAGUGUAGCCCACAUAACCAGCAACACAAAUCCUUCCAUUCCAAAUGUGCCUUUAGUUACAACCAUGUUUUUCAAACUCGACAAUUUUAUGAUGUGUGGGCUUAGCUAUAGAGAUUCUUAGUUAUCCAGGUCAUGGUUGUCCCAAAGGUACUUUUUCAAGAGGCAACUGGACUUUCUGGUUUUUCUUAGAAGAUGUUUCAUUUCUCAUGCAAGAAGCUUCUUCAGCUUCUUGAAUGAGAAGCAAAACAUCUUCUAAGAAAAACCAGAAAGUCCAGUUGCCUCUUGAAAAAGUACUUAGGACGAUGUGUGGGCUUCAAUUCUAAUGCUGCCUUGGGAAUUCUGGGAGCUUAUUUCCACAUAUCUUAAAACUGUCAAGUUUGAAAAACACUGGUUCAUAGGAUCUUUGACAGAUUAUAUAGAGCAGUGGUCCCCAAACUUUCUGGCACCAGGGAUUGGUUUCAUGGAAGAACACUCUUCCACAAACUGCGGACGGGUGGGGGGGGAAUAGUUUUGCACGCAACCUGUGCACCUAGACCUGUGCAAGUACAGAUGAAGCUUCACUUGCUCACCUGCUGCUUGUGCAGCCCAUUUCCUAACAGGCUAAAGAUCAGUACUGUUGGGGACCCAAAUAUAGAGUACAGCAGGCACAGUGCUACAUUUUUAAUGACACCUAAUAACUACCAAGUAUGUUUAUACCUGAGUUCAGGCAAAAGCUAUAGAAAUCACUUCUAUGGGAAAACAAAACCAAACUGCAACAAAAACACUUUCCCGGUGUUGUUAUUAUUACAUUUUCCCUUAAAGCUAGACUGUCAUUUUCCAGCAUCAAACAGAAACAAGCAGUCUUUGGAGACUGCCGUUCACAAAAAAAGUAUGCUUUAAUAAAUGUAUUAGUUUUUAAAAAUCGUAAGAGUCUGUGUAGUUUUUGCUGUUUAAUUUCCCUCUGGAAAUAUUUGUAGGUGCUGUUAUAAAACAAAAAUAAGCAAAUACUAUUAUAAAACAUUUCUUUUAAAUGAGAAUUGACCUACUGUAUAUCUUUAACAGAGCAAAGAAAUAAUCUCAGUAUUAGAAUUAAAUAAAAGCUUUAGGGGUAGAACAACAGUGAAAAAUCAAUGAGGUAUUCUGUUCAAGUUGAUUUAGAUCAGUGUUUUUCAAACUUGCCAACUUUUAAGAAUGUGUGGACUCUAAGAUACUAUUCAAAGUUAAAUCCUGAAGUUACCAAGUUUGAAAAAUGCUGAUCUAAAAUUGUUCCCAUGAAAUCUCAUAGGAUACUCUUAUAAAAUUGUUUAUUAUGCUGCUAUUGCUCUUUAGUUGUUUGUUUCUUCAGCUGAAUUAACUGGCUUUAUUUUCUUAUGACCAUGUAUUGUUGGAUGUUUUGUAGAAAGGACUGAUAUACAUUUCCCAAAAUAAACAUAAUUGUAUUGGA